Serendipita indica DSM 11827 is the source of this 2517-nucleotide messenger RNA. NCBI's taxonomy places the organism in Eukaryota, Fungi, Basidiomycota, Agaricomycetes, Sebacinales, Serendipitaceae. The record is from the annotation of a GenBank genome assembly.
AUGUCCUGGCUUCGCGGCAAUGCUCCCCAACAACCACCACCGCAGCAAGGUGGAUAUUCUAGAUUGCCUCCAGGUGCUGGUGGUGGCAUUCCCAGUGGUCCUCGCGCAGGACGUGAGCAACCGCCGCCCCAGCAGGACAGUCUUGGUGGACUGCUGAAUCGUUGGGGUCCAUCAUAUGGCGAACAAUCGCCUGCGAUGCAAUAUCAAGGAGGACGCGGUGGUGGUGGUAGUUCUCGUACGCACGCGCGGACAUUUAUCGUCAAAUCGUCGCCCACAGAUGCAGAUUCACAAAGCAAUCGUCUUCUUUGUCAUCCAAACGACUUUCAAGAGGGCGAACACGUCUUGGUUCAGCAGAGAUAUGCGAUGACCAUCAAACGUGAUAUGUCUGGAAUUCUGCAGCCUGGUCAGGUCGGAUUGUCAAUGGUCCAACGGCAAUGGGCACUAGUCAACGAGAAUGAUUCCAUCUCCAUUUCCAUCAUCGACAUUAGAGAAUUGGGAAAGGAUGUCAUACUUGCCGCCAUCACCAUAGAUCUCGGUUUCAUGCGGGCAAAACGUCAAGUAGACGAUGUCUUUUCAAUCGACGAUCUUUCGGACUUUAUACACAGGCAGUUUGAUAGAAUGAUGUUCUCACCGGAUCAGGUACUCUACUUUGAGUAUCAUGGACACAAGCUCAAAGCGACCGUACGAGCUACGCAAAACGUCGGGGUUGCACCUCGAGAAGGAUAUGGUCAAUUGGACAGCGCUACGGACAUUACCAUUAUGAAGGCAGCAGACAGCGGCAUCAAAUUUAAGAGCAGCGCUAAGAAGCCCCCUCCAAACGCAAUACUUGCGCCUAAUUUCCGCUUCGAGGAUGUUGGUAUUGGUGGUCUCGAUGUCGAGUUUGCUGCCAUUUUCCGUCGUGCAUUUGCAAGCCGCAUGUUCCCUCGUGGUCUUGUUGAGAAGCUCGGCAUCCGACACGUCAAGGGUCUCCUUCUCUAUGGCCCCCCUGGAACAGGAAAGACCCUCAUGGCUCGACAGAUUGGCAAGAUGCUCAAUGCGCGCGAGCCAAAGAUUGUCAACGGACCCGAGAUUUUGAGCAAAUAUGUCGGUGCGAGUGAGGAGAAUGUGCGAAAGCUCUUUGCGGAUGCUGAAAAGGAGGCGAGUACUUUUGGUCGUUUCUACAAGGAGAAAGGGGACGACAGCGAACUGCAUAUCAUUAUCUUUGACGAACUUGAUGCCAUUACGAAACAACGAGGAUCCACCAAUAGUGGAACCGGUGUAGGAGACACAGUCGUCAAUCAGUUGCUAUCUAAGAUGGACGGUGUUGACCAACUCAAUAAUAUUCUCAUUAUCGGUAUGACCAACAGAAAGGACAUGAUAGAUGAAGCCUUGCUACGCCCGGGACGUUUGGAGGUGCAUGUCGAGAUCUCGCUACCAGACGAAUCUGGCCGACUGCAAAUCUUGAAGAUUCAUACCGCCAAAAUGACCAAGGAAGGUGUCAUGGCGGAGGAUGUCAGCCUCCCAGACCUCGCCAGUAAGACGAAGAACUUUAGCGGUGCCGAAAUCGAGGGUCUGGUCGGAACGACUGCCGGGAUAUCCGAUGACAUUGACCAACUUCGCGUUACCAAACAAGACUUUGAACUUGGAUUGACCGAAGUUCAACCCGCGUUCGGUGUCUCAGAAGAAGAAUUCGCUGGACUUGCCCUGAAUGGAAUCAUUGGCUUUGACGAAUCGAUCGAGUCGAUCAAACAAAACGCCAGGCUGCUUGUGGAGCAGGUGCGCACCUCGGAGAAGACGCCACUGGUGUCUGUUCUGUUGCAUGGAUUACCGGGAACCGGCAAGACGGCGCUUGCAGCCCAUAUCGCUCAAAACUCUGAGUAUCCGUUUAUCAAAUUGGUCACACCCGAGAAGAUGGUUGGGUACUCUGAGCAGCAAAAGGUGCAAGCGAUCCACAAGAUCUUCAACGACAGCUACAAGUCGCCGCUGAGUGUAAUUGUGGUGGACAAUAUUGAGCGUCUCAUCGACUGGGCUAAAAUCGGAUCUCGCUUCUCCAACGCAGUGGUGCAGACGCUCAUGGUCCUCAUGACGCGGCGACCACCUAUGGGCCGAAAGCUUCUGGUUCUGGCCACGACGUCGAAUCGGGCCAUGGUAGAAGAGUUGGAAAUGGCCGAGCUCUUUGACAGUGAGAUGCGGGUGGGCCCCGUGUCCAGUUUACGGGGGGUCGAGGUUGUGCUCGAGUCUGUGGACGCACUGGAGAAUCCACAGGAACGUCGGCAAGUUAUGCAAGAUAUCGAAGACGCGUUCCGGCCACGGACGAGGGAGGAGCAGGCACUGUAUGGGGCGACAAAGCUGAGCAUUGGUGUCAAGAAGCUGAUAAAUCUGGCGGAGAUGGCAAAGCUGGAUCCUGGACAGGUUGGGGCGCGCCUGGUGUCAUCUCUGAUCGAGCAGGCAGGAGGGGGCGCAAGCAAGCCACCGGCGCGACGACGAGUGGCAGAGGGGGAACCAGAGAGUCCAGGAUACUAUGGGAUCAGCAUGUAG